Molecule: messenger RNA, 3408 nt
Organism: Fopius arisanus
Lineage: Eukaryota; Metazoa; Arthropoda; Insecta; Hymenoptera; Braconidae
Product: ovarian-specific serine/threonine-protein kinase loki
Exons: 4
Coding region: 251-1771 (506 amino acids)
Biological process (GO): protein phosphorylation
Molecular function (GO): protein binding; protein kinase activity; ATP binding
Source: RefSeq, a predicted model, not a curated record
UUCUUCCUCACGUGCAUAAUGUCUUGAUUAUCCUCAUAAUUUCUCACAAAAGCGAUGUCCUAACCGGUUUCAAGUUGUUGUCAAUUUUCGUUGUUUGUCUGUCUUUAUUCGAUUUUUUGUAUUUUUAUUUGUCAUUCGUUCCAUUUCGUUACGAUUAAUGACAGUUGGCUCGACAAGUCGCGUUGAUUAGGAGAUUUCCCUUGAAAAAAGUGAAUUCAGACAGAGAAAUAAAAAAAAAAAAUCUAAGAAAAUGGAAUUUGAAGAGAUAAUGCAGAGUGAUGUAGAGACUGAUUCUCAGACUCAAACUCAGACUCAGACUCAGACUCAGAGUCAAUCUGAUGUAACGAUGACGCCGUCCCAGGCGACCCAGGAGGAGAAAAAGGCCUGGGGAAAGCUAGUGCCCAGUGAGAAAUGCCCAAAAUUUUCUCUCGUGUGGCUGUACACCAACGAAUAUAAAGCUGGAAAGCAGGAAGACUGUGACAUUAUCUUCACCUGCAACAAUAUAAAUAAAGAAGGACUCCAGGUGAUCAGCAGAAUGCACUUCACAAUCAAAAGGGAUUUUAUACCCUCUAUAAACGAUUUUGUUGUCGUUCUCACCGAUCACAGCAGAAAUGGUACAUUCGUCAAUAGAAAAAUCGUAGGAAGAGAUAAAAGUGUUGUCCUCGAAAAUAAAGACGAGAUUGCAGUGGGCAGAGCCCAAUUCACAGAAAGAACUAAUGGCUCUUACGCAGUGUUCACUUUUGACGGUGACGUGACAUACUCCAACAACGAGCUGCCAAGUCAAUUGGCCUCUGAGUACACAGUGAUAAAAAAAUUGGGCUCAGGAGCUGCUGGUGAUGUUCACAUGGUCCUCUCGAAAAAGUCCUUCAACACAUUCGCCAUAAAAUCCAUAUCCAAGGGAAAAUACACAGAAGUUGGUCCGAGAAAUCCUCUCCACGAUCCCAUAAAGAUUCAGCGAGAAGUGGACAUUCUCCAGAAGCUCCAGCAUCCCUGCAUCAUCAAGAUGGAGACGAUAAUCGACACAUCACAUAAAGUAUUCAUUGUCCUGGAGCUCAUGGAGGGUGGCGAGUUGUUUGACAGAAUCAGCAGGGCCUCUGGGCUACCGGAAAAAGUGACGAAAUUUAUGUUCUGGCAGAUAUGCGAUGCUGUGGCGUAUCUACACUCUCAGGGUAUCACCCACAGGGAUCUCAAGCCUGAGAAUAUACUUCUGGCGUCUGAUGCUAAGUAUCCCCUUGUGAAGGUCUCUGAUUUUGGAAUGUCCAAGUUCCUCGAUGCCCCCUCUAUGCUCAAGACUUACUGUGGAACACCUCUUUAUGUUGCACCUGAGAUUUUGAGGAGAAGGGGCAUGGGGGCUUAUACGGCACAGGUUGAUGUUUGGAGUCUUGGGGUCAUUCUGUAUGUCAUGCUUUCUGGGCUUUGUCCAUUCACUCAGAAUGACCCCACGAUGCCCCUCGAUCAGCAGAUUAUCAGGGGAUUUUACAGGUUUCCAUCGCACAAGUUUGAUGAUGUCAGUAUCGAAGCCAGAGAUUUAAUAAAAUCGAUGCUGAAGGUGAAUCCAGUAAGACGCAAGACCAUGAAGCAAGUGUUGGCGCACUCCUGGCUGCGUUCAGACGUUAUUGUUGGCAAAGCUGUGAGGGCUUUGCUGAGGGCAAGUUCCAGCAACGAAAAUACACCACCAGUCGCCCCCAACGUGAUACCUCAGGUCAACCCUAUUCGAGAACACGUAUUCGACGUACCUGGCUCCAAGCCAAAGCGAGCACGACUUAAUUAAUUAAUUAAUUAAGCCCCAAAUAACUGACCCAUCGUAAAAGUACUAAUAUCUUUUUUUAUAGUCACCGUUGACUCACAAUUAUUAUUAUUAAUAAGAAAAAAAUUGACGAGUCUGGCAACGAUUGUGGCCUGAAGUUCACAAUUAUCUACGAUAGAUUUAUCAGAAGUUGAUAGAUGAUACUACAAAGUGCCUGGAGAGCAUUAAAGCCUCAGACUGAUGAAGAUUAAAGUAUAAAAUGUUGUGAUAUAUUUGAGAGAUUAACGAGAUAAAUUCUAUAGAGCAUUGAUGAGUUAUUAAUAUGUUUAAGAAAAUGUUCACACUGUAAUUUCACAAAUCGCAUUAUUUUUUUGUCUCUAAUAAAUUUGACAAGACAAAUCAAUUGAGUUUUACUGUCAUGAAAAGUGGAGAAAAGAGGAGGAUUUAGUAAUGGAUGGAUUUUGGAGAGAACUGAUGUACGAAUUGAGCGAAGACUUAUUUGAAAAAUAUUUAAUAAUAAACAUUGACAAUAUACAGAGAAAAUACGCCAUAAGAAGUCGCUAUGGGAGUAAUUAAGAACCUAAUAACUGGUCCAGACUUACAAAAUAUCAAAUCAGACAAUGAUAAAUGUGUCAUUACAGCCAAAAACACCUCGACAUUAUCAUCUAAUGCUGUGUUUUUUCAUCAACUCUCACUCCUAUCCCUCUUAUUGAUUUUUAAUUAGUUAUAAUAAUUAGUUGUCUCCUCAUUGAAUUCAAUUUACACUGCGAAAAGCAAAAUGAGUGGCCAGUAGCUGUGGAUCCAUCACUUCUUUACUCUCUCUACGAGAAUUUCAUCAUUUUAUGGGCAUUUUUUGUCCCUAUUGUUUUAUUAAAAAUGACAAUUACUCAUUAAUUCAUUAUUUCUGCGAUGAUUUCUCGAGGUUAAAAUUGUAUACGCACGACUGGGUGUCGUGGUUUUCUGGAGGCCAAUUCCCCAGGAAUUUAUAUGGCAUUUCGAGCAAUCACACUUUUUUCAACAUAAUUUUCAAUAAAUAAUAUCAAUUUCCACGUGAAAAUAAUUGUGAAUAAUUUUUUCAGAGUGUUACACAUUUCUCAAUCUCGGGGAAAUAAUUCUUUUCGUUAUGAAGUUGUCGAUCAGAAGUGAAUAUUUCACAUCGAGUUUUGUACAAACGUAAUUGGGACUCAUGCAUUGUGCAAUUAUUCAUUUUUACGUACAAAUUAUUACAAUGAUAUUGAAGAGACUUGGUGCAGCCCCACGUACACUAGGAUAUGUUGUUCGAGUCAAUUAAUUUAGCUUUCCAAAUAAUUCCAUUGACAAUUUAUAUUUCCAAUAAUUUUUCACUCUGGGUCUGAUUAUUAGGCCCACUCUCAACUCUCGACUAACUGUUUUUGUGCAAUCAACGAUGAAACAAGGAUUAAUUAAUCUCGAGAGUGAUGGCUCCUCUCUCUCUCUUUUUUUUUUUGUUUAUUCAUUUGAGCUUGACUUACUCUAGCUGCUACUCAUGUUGUAAUGAAAUUCAUCAAUAAUUUCUCGUUAAUUAUAGCCUACCAAUAGAGGUAAUUAAUCACGAAUAGUAUAAAUCGUAAUUACAUUAAUUAAUAUACAGGAUUUAAUAACUUCUCUUCGUGAAUUGUCCCUCAAAUUUCAGGGGGGGAGGA